Lutra lutra (Eurasian river otter) is the source of this 6776-nucleotide messenger RNA. RefSeq names its product capping protein inhibiting regulator of actin dynamics (gene CRACD). Gene Ontology annotation, biological process: maintenance of gastrointestinal epithelium; negative regulation of barbed-end actin filament capping. The record is from RefSeq and is a predicted model, not a curated record. NCBI's taxonomy places the organism in Eukaryota, Metazoa, Chordata, Mammalia, Carnivora, Mustelidae. Bases 717 to 4607 code for a protein of 1296 amino acids. The transcript is spliced from 13 exons.
UGCCGCGCGGUGGCGGCGGCGGGGAGAGCAAUGGAGGCCGCGGCCGCCUGAGGGGCGGGUGCGCUGCUGGUGCUGCUGCGGAGGCUGCCGGUGCUGCCGGGCAGCAGCCGGCUUACUCGCGUCCGCCGCCCGCGCGGGACCGCCGGUCGCCGUCCAGUCGCUCUGCCAGCCGCGGCGCCACGCGGGGACUCAGGCGUUCUUGCGAUGGUUUUCCUGGUCCUGUAACCGUCAUUUCUUGCAGAGGUCUGUAGUGGUGAGAUUGGACCUCCUAACCCUACGGAUACGUGGGAAUUACUGCCAGUCUGUGUUUGGCUAAUGGUCAUAUCAGCUCCAAGCGUGAUGGUUGGGGAGCUCCCUGGACCCAGAGCCAAGGAAACGAUUGUUGUUUCACAAGAGCAGUGAUUCCCAGGUUUUCUCAGCAAUGUACUCCAUUUCCUGGCACACUUAACCACUGAUCUCCUUCUUACAAGAAGAAAAUUUUGGUGAAGAGUUACCCAGCAAGGAAAGGACGUGUGGCUGUUAAGAUAGACAAGAAGAAAGGAGGCAAAUUCCAGCCUUUUAAGAAGUUGUUCGGCAGAAGGAAAAAGAAAGACCCUUCGUCGUCCCAGGAGGCAUCUGCAGGGGAUAAGAGUCGCUCUCCCCGGAGAGUCAGCAAUGGGACCUUCUCUUCAGAUGAGGAGACCCUAGAAGACAACCUAAGGUCCUUCAACUAUUCUAUGGGAACCCGGGCAUUUUCCCAUGACAGUAUUUUUAUCCCUGAUGGGGGAGCAGAAAGUGAGCAGACAGUUCAAGCAAUGUCACAGGACAACAUCCUGGGCAAAGUCAAAGCUCUUCAGCGACAGUUGAGCAAAAACAUCAAGUUUGGGCGGCCACCACCCAGUGCCAUUCCCAUGAAGAAGGCAGACAGUGGUGAGGCCAGCUUAGAAGAGGAUCUGCUCCUGACCAGUCCCAUGGAGAUUGUGACUCACGAGGACGUCCCCCUCUCAGACACCGAGCACAAACCCAGUGACCCUCCAAGUUCUCAGAGUCCUCUGAAUCUGCCUGGAGCCAGAAGUGAGAUGGAAGACAAGGUGGCUCCUAUUAAACCAUCUCGGCCAAAAAGGCACUUGUCUUCUGCUGGAACCAUCGAAAGUGUCAACCUAGACGCCAUCCCCCUAGCCAUCGCUCGCCUGGACAACAGUGCCGCCAAGCACAAGCUGUCCGUAAAGCCAAAAAACCAGAGGGUGUCCAAGAAGCACCGGCGACUUGCCAGGGAUGGACCAAAUGAACAUGGUGGCCUUCCCUAUCAGCUCUCGCCGGACCAGAACGGACACUCGGGAGAAGACAAGCCAGUCUGGCAUGAAGAAGAGCCAGACCUGCUGGACUCUGAAGAAGAGAAGAGAUGCCAAGAGGAAUACUGGCUGGAACUUGAGGCCAAGUGCAAACGGCAGAAGGCCGAGGCAGCAGAGAGGAGACGUCUGGAAGAGCAGAGACUCCAUGCCCUGGAGAGGAGGCUCUGGGAGGAGAACAGAAAGCAGGAACUCUUGGAGGAGAAAGGAGAAGACGAGGAGGGAGAGGGGGCAGAACUACAGCUGGAGGCAGAAGAGAGGCAGCGCCAAGAGGAGAGGCAGAGACUGGAAGAGCAAGGUGGCCAAGGGCGGAGGGAUCAGGUGGACGGAAGGCACCUGGAGGCCCCAGAGCAGCUGCGCCUCCAGUGCCUUGCUCAGCAGGAAGAGCAGGUGGUGUGGAGCGGCAUGGAGGCUGAGACCCAGCAGCAGCUGCAGGAGGAGAGGCAGCUGAGGGAGCUCAGGAGGCAGGAGGAGCUGGAGGAGCAGCAGAGGCUCGAAGCCGAGAAGCAGCGACAGCGGGAGGAGGAGCAGCGGGAAAGGGAGGAGCAGCGGCGGUGGGAGGAGGAGCAGCAGGAAAGGGAGGUGCAGCGGCAGCUGGAAGAGGAGCAGCAGUGGCAAAGGGAGGAGCAGCUGCGUCUGGAAGAGGAGCAGCGGCGGGAGGAAGAGCAGCGGCAGCUAGAAGAGGAGCAGCGACAGCUAGAAGAGGAACAGCGGCGGCCGGAGGAGGAGGAGGAGCAGCGAGAACGGGAGGAGAAGCGGCUGGAGGCAGAGGCAGCUGCCAGGAGGAGGGCAGAGCUGGGAAAGCGGGAGCAAGUGGAGGCCCUGAGGAGGCCGGAAGGGGAGCAUCGGGAAGCCGGGAGAGUGCACGAUGAGAAGUGGCAGCAGCUGGACGAAAAAAGGGGCCUGAGGAGUCCAAAGAUGGACUUUGCAGAGAAACCCCGGAAACGAGAGCACCUGCUGCCCGAGAAGCAAAGCGAAAGCUCCGAGGAAUCUAAGAUUGGCGAGAAGCAGAGUCAGGAGGCCGCGCCAGCAGGAGAGCAGCAGGGACAGCGCGGGGACGGUCUGGAGCCUGACCGUCGUGCGCGUCAGGAAGAGAGACCAGAAACUAGCGCGCAGCCUCCCCAGAAACAAGAGGCGCAAGUGGAAGAGACUCCCGGGGAGAAGAAGGAAGCCGCUGCUCCAGAAAAAGACAGAAAGGGGGAGGAGCUCCGGUGGCAGGAAGUGGACGAGAGGCAGAGCAUGCCAAGGCCCUACACUUUCCAGGUGUCAUCGGGAGGGAAACAGAUUCUCUUCCCCAAAGUCAAUUUGAGCCCGGUGACACCCGCGAGAGAUGCGGGACUUGCCUCUGCUCCCCACACGCCGAAGACCCCGCGAGCCGGCGCGACCUCCCACGCCCUGCCCUCCUCCCUGAGUGUCCCCCACACAGCCAUUCUGGUCACGGGAGCGCAGCUCUGCGGCCCGGCGGUCAACCUGAGCCAGAUCAAGGACACGGCAUGCAAGUCCCUCCUGGGCUUGUCGGAAGAAAAGAAGCACGUUGACGUCCCUGCCCUGGAGAACCCUCCCCGAGCGCCUGUCGACCCCCGGGCAGGCAGCGGGAAGGUCAGGGCCGCCCAGGAGUCUCCGAGCAGUGCGGCCGCCCUCGCCGAAUGGGCGUCCAUUCGGUCCAGGAUCCUGAAGAACGCGGAGGGCGAGCAGCCUCGGCCCGGUGACGAGCACCCUCCCCGGGCCCGCAGUGAUUCCCGCGGGAACCUCCGGAGGACCCCCCCAGUAAAUGCCAAGUUCUCUAUUAUGCCCGCUUGGCAGAAAUUCUCUGACGGUGGCACCGAGACCUCCAAACAGAACACAGAAGCGGAGAGCAUGAGAAAAAGACCCUCGCUGGGACCCGGGGCGCCCCAGUCCCUGGCUACUAACGAGCUCCCCAAGGGUGCAGAGAAACCAGGGCCAGCAGACACCACGGAGGGGUGCAAAUUUGCCAAAGACCUCCCGUCUUUCCUUGUCCCCAGCCCUGCUUACCCGCCGCAGAAGGCAGUGGCCCAUGCGGAGCCCGGGGCCACUUCGGACGCUGAGACCAGCAGCGGGAGAGGGAAGCCAGACCCCUCGAUGCCCGGCCAGGAGGAAAAAGCCUCACCGUUUGGCAUAAAACUGAGAAGGACCAACUACUCCUUGCGCUUCCACUGCGACCAGCAGACGGAACAGAAGAAGAAGAAGAGGCACAGCAGCACGGGGGACAGCGCGGACGGCGGCCCCCCGGCCCCCGGGGGCACCAGGGGAGAGAAGGAGCCCGAAGCCGCGGCCGCCAAGCCGGGCCCGUCCCUGCCCCCUGAGAGGAAGCCCGGCCUGUCCGCCUGGAAGGACUCGGCCGGAAGGGCCCCCCCUUCUCCCGCCGCCGCCCCGGGGCCCCCACCGGCCGCGGAGCAGGACCGCGCGGCCCACAGAACGCCGCUGGCACCGAAGCCCGCGCUGGCCCCCAAGCCUGCGGGUCAGACGCCGCCCCCGUCGCCGCUCUCCAAGCUGAGCAGGCCCUACCUGGUGGAGCUGCUGGCCCGCCGGGCGGGGAGGCCGGACCCGGAGCCCGGCGAGCCGGCCAGGGAGCCCCAGCAGAGCAGGGAGCCCCGGCCGCCGUCGCCGCCGCCGCCCCCGGAGCCGAGGAGGGCGCCGCCGAGGGACGAGCAGGAGGCAGUGGAGCCCGAGCGCAGACCCGCUUCCCCGGCUCCGCCGGCCCCCCGGCCCGAGAAGCCCUGCCCGACCCCCGAGCCCGGGAGGAGAGAAAAGCCGGUUCUUCAGAGCAGGCACUCUCUGGAUGGCUCCAAAGUCGCGGAGAAGGCGGACACCACGCAGCCGCUGUGGAUAACGUUGGCGCUGCAGAAGCAGAAGGGCUUUCGGGAGCAGCAGGCGACGCGGGAGGAGAAGAAGCAAGCCCGGGAGGCCAAGCAGGCAGAAAAGCUCUCCAGAGAGAACGUCGGCGGCGGCCUGCAGCCCGGAGGCGGCGGCGGCAGGGCCGGGUCUCCGCACAAGGCCCGCGCCCCGCCGGAGGAGAAGCAGCCCGAGACGGCCGCGUCCAGGCUUGAGCGCAGGGAGCAGCUGAAAAAGGCCAACACGCUUCCUACAUCUGUGACAGUGGAGACCUCGGGUCCCGCGCCCCCCGCGCCGCUGGUGAAGGAAGCCACAAAGAGGUUCUCAACCCCGGAUGCCGCCCCUGUGUCAACAGAACCAGCCUGGCUGGCUUUGGCCAAAAGGAAAGCCAAGGCCUGGAGCGACUGUCCGCAGAUCAUUAAGUAGAGUGACUUUCAUCCACUCCUACCGCCAGCUCUUGGCUCCUCUCUUGCCCGUGUUAUUUAUUUUUUAUAGGAGGUGAAGACGCCACACGAGGGAAAAGCAGCAUGUGUUACAGGCUCUAAAAUCAUGUGCAGAAACUGUAAAGACUGUAUUUGCACAAUCCUAGGUCCUGGUGCCUGGGGCUCCUCCUUGUUCUCAAGAGAAAAUUCCAUCCGAGGGACCACGUGGAGCAGAAUCUCCAAACUAAGAUUUUGUCACAAGAGCCUACUAGGCCCCUUCCACACGUACACAUGCACACACCAUUUAGAACAGGACUUUUGCCAAUCUUUUAAAUGAUUUUUUGGGUCUCCAACUUCUUUAAUCUGGAACAUUUACCCUACCAUGUUUGGUGGUUUCUUUUCUUUUCUACAAUCAUGGUGAAAGAAAGGGUCAUACAGACAGAAACAAGAUGCCCGUUCUCCCGAGUGCAUUGAGUACCUGGGAAUCCUAACAGUCUGGCUGCCGUCUCUCCCCUUGUCUGCUUGUCUGACUUCCCUCCUCAUCUGAAACCGUAACACAGUGAAUCUCCUCACCCUUCCGCCGCACUGAUGUCCCAUAGGUCCUGUCAUACUAGUGCUCUCCGUAAAGACGUGUUAAACAUUUGGCCCAUGUGGCUCCGAGGGAACAUUUUUAUUUAGGGUCAUGAAGAAAGGAAGCGACAGAUUGUCUUCCCAGCUCUGAGAAUCUCCCCCAGUGCAGUGGUUAAGACGUCCAGGUCCGCCUCCUGCCUUCCGAAUUAGAGCCUGUGAGUCUGGGCCGGGAAGGUCUAUCAGACGAAUUCUGACACAUCCCAAAGGAGUACUGUGGGAUACACUGCUUCCAGGGUAAUCCAGCUUUUAAAACUCUGAAGGGGAGGCUCAUUUUACCCACAUAAGUGAGAGGAAAAAUAAAAACCCCCCACGCCAGACUUCUACUAUAAGAUAGGAGAAGCUACUGGCAUUGAAGGUCUCUGAAUAUCCCUUAGGUCUUUAGGGAGAAUUUAACAGGAAGACAAGACUUGGAGCCUUUGUACUGAGGACUUCUGUGGAAGUUUCUUCACCAUAGUCGAGUGCUUCAUAUUCAGAGUCAGAUGUUCAACAGCAUUUGCAAUUUUGAGCAUUCACCUUGGUACCUUUAAAAACCAUCUCCAAGUCUUAAGUGGCCUUGCUGCUAUCCACACACGUGGUCCAAAGAAGGGACGUGGCAGUUCAAAAGCAUGAGGCAUAGACCCACCAGCAAACCCACACAUCGCCAACACGGACGUUACAGCGCACAGGGGUGGCACAUUCUCCUUGGCUGAAACCGUACCCCACAGUAGAAGUACACCUCUCUCGCCCAGUGCAUGGGGAACUGCAUUCCUUUUUCCCCUCUUGCAAAAACACAUUUUACCAUUAUUCAUCAUUUUACUCUACGUAGAGCUCAUUUGACUGGCAACGUAUCGUUGCUGUCACUCACUAUAUAGAAGGCAUCUUCUUUCUGGAAACGAUGGCUCAGCCCCAUGGUUAGCAGUGGGCAGGUGUGGUCAAGUGGACAGUUGUACCCUUGCAAGUUGGCUUUAUUGUUCUAUAGACCGGACCUUCCAUCUGUUAAGAAUCAGUGUAACUAAUUUUCUUUUAUUCCUGUGGGAAGCAAUUCAUAUCCCGCUGCAUGUUUUCCACACCGAUGUUCAUUUCUAAAUCAAACGUGGCGGCAUUUGUUCAUUCUCAGUGGUGUCACUACUGACAGAACACACUUUUUAAUGGGAGUCUUUCCACUAGAGCCCUGGUCUACAGCGCGACGAGAAUCCUUCUGAACUUUUCCUCUCAUCCCGCCAGCUCUGGAUGACACCGCAGUGAGGGCAGAGAACGGGGAAGCAGUCGGGUCACUGACGAAGGAUCCUAGAUGAGCCACUGCUGCUGGCGCACACAGCACCGAGCACACACAAAGUAGGAGAAAAUACCUCAGUUACAAAGUUUCUCUUCAAGUCUUCAAAAGGAAAAGGGUACACUGAGGACAGGAUAGUCACAGCACUUACUUCCAGCAACUUCUAAAGGGUCCAUGUUUAAUAUUUCAUGUAAAAUGGCUCCAAAUUUGCACUAAAUACCAAUGAAGUGUUAUUUUGCUUUAGUUGUGUUGCAGUCUUUUCUGAUCAACAAACUAUGGGGGAAAUUCUGU